Lepisosteus oculatus (spotted gar) is the source of this 2772-nucleotide messenger RNA. It is a transcript of the gene chst1, whose product is annotated as carbohydrate (keratan sulfate Gal-6) sulfotransferase 1. Gene Ontology annotation, cellular component: Golgi membrane; trans-Golgi network. NCBI's taxonomy places the organism in Eukaryota, Metazoa, Chordata, Actinopteri, Semionotiformes, Lepisosteidae. Gene Ontology annotation, biological process: keratan sulfate proteoglycan metabolic process; N-acetylglucosamine metabolic process; carbohydrate metabolic process. The record is from RefSeq and is a predicted model, not a curated record. Gene Ontology annotation, molecular function: N-acetylglucosamine 6-O-sulfotransferase activity; keratan sulfotransferase activity.
GACCAGAUACUGUAGGUUCUUCUCUUAUUCGUCUCUGAACCUGCAAAACACAUUUCUUAAUACCCAAUAUACUUAAUCACACAUCGCCAUUUACUACAGUAUGUAGCAUCCAUAGUCUGUCACAAACAACUGCACAAAGAACACACAGCAUACUGCACUGCAGGUGUCCAUCCCACAAAGACUACAGUCUAGUUCGAGUUGUGCAUCUCUUUGAAACAUCUGCAGCUUAAGACCAGUGAAAAAGGAUUCCUUUUCCAACUGAAAAUUAAUUGCACUAAUAUGUCCCUAUUUGAAAACAGUGAAAAUUCCAUUUCAAUUGCAAAGUGUAUAAUUAAAAAGGGACAGUGAAAUCCUGUACGGUGGCCUACAAAACUGUAGAUGAGAAUCCCAGCUUGUAUUGACUAAAAGGCAGCUCAAGAGGGAGUUGCACAGUAGUCGUGUGGUGAGAACUGUGCUGGUCCAAUCUUCUGACCUUUUUAGACUGCAGCACAAUGAGCCUUUCAGAAAUAACAACCAACACAUUUUACAGAAGCAGUGCUCUUGCAAAGACAGAAAGAGUGCGCUGUUCUUUUUUUAUUGUUAUGACUGCUUUGCAGUUGUGAAUACUGCUCAUGCUCUUAAAUCUGAUUUUAAUUAAUUUUGCAUCAAAAGCGUUCCACCAGGAAAUGCAGAUAAGAUGCACAGAGAGAAAACAGAUGGUGUGAGUUGCUGGUGUGCUGCAAGGGAUGAAGCAACACCCUUUCUGCAACCCAGUCAGGUCAGCAGAGUCCAGCCGUUCCACCAGAUGGAUCAAACGGAAGACUAGGAGAGGGAUGGCUCCAUGACGGAUAUCAGAAAGCAAAGGAGUACAAUGAUGGCAGAAGAGGGAAUAAAAGGUAGAUGCUUCUCUUGGCUGUUCCUUGUAGAAGAGAUGGGACCCAACCUUUGUGACUGGAACUACACAAAAUUACACAUCUGCAGCGCUUUUACGCAGAAACGCCAACAACCAUUCUGCUACAUAAAACAGUGAUCUGAAAUAAGAUAGCAUCAAAACAGAUUGCAGAGUCUAAAUGAAGGUGUUCAGCCAUGCAAUGUUCCUGGAAGGCUGUUCUUCUGCUAGCAUUGGCUUCCAUAGCAAUCCAGUACACAGCGAUUAGGACAUUCACAGCCAAGUCUUUUCAGAUCUGCCCAGUGCCGAGUCCGCUGAACUGUGGCUUGGGACAAGAAACUGAUUCUUUUGACAGGCUUUGUGACGAGUACCCUUACUUUGCCUACAAUAUCUCCAGGAAGACUCAUAUCCUGAUCUUGGCUACUACAAGAAGUGGGUCGUCUUUUGUUGGGCAGUUAUUUAAUCAGCAUUCUGAUGUGUUCUACUUGUUUGAGCCUCUGUACCAUGUGCAGACAACACUGAUACCCCGCCUCUCCCACAGCAAAAACACUGCUGACAGAAGGGUGAUGCUGGGGGCCAGCAGGGACCUCCUGAGAAGUCUGUACGAUUGUGAUUUGUACUUUCUAGAAAGCUACAUUAAACCCCAGCCGGUGAACCACACCACUGACAAACUCUUCCGAAGGGGAGCGAGUAAGGCCCUGUGCUCCCCACCGGUGUGUGAUGCAUUCCGCCCCAGUGAGGUCAACAUUGAGGAAGGGGAUUGCGUAAAAAAAUGCGCUUCUCUAAACAUGACUUUGGCUGCGGAUUCCUGCAAGGACCGGAGGCAUGUUGCCAUCAAAACAGUCCGGGUUCCAGAAAUCAGCGACCUCAGGGCGUUAGUUGAAGACCCCAGGCUGAACCUGAAAAUCAUUCAGCUGGUUCGAGAUCCAAGAGGAAUUUUAUCCUCCAGGAUCGAGACCUUCAGAGACAUCUAUAGACUAUGGAGGAUCUGGAGGGCGACGGGCAGAAAGCCGUACAACUUGGAUAUGAGCCAGCUGACGAUGGUUUGCGAGGAUUUUCUGAACUCAGUCUCCACUGGACUCAGCAAGCCACCAUGGCUAAAAGGAAAAUACAUACUGGUGAGGUACGAAGAUCUAGCGAGAAACCCCCUCCAAAAAACCAAGGAGAUAUACGAGUACCUAGGAAUGUCGCUGGAUGACAAUGUGGUCAAGUGGAUACAAACCAACACCCGGGGAAGUAACGAGCUGUCAGCGAAGCAUAAAUAUGGAACCGUGAGAGACUCGGCAGCAAAUGCAGAGAACUGGAGGUUAAAACUCCCUUAUGAAAUGGUAGAUUACACCCAAACUGUUUGUCAGCAGGUUCUAAACCAGCUGGGGUACAAGAUGGUAGAAUCCCCCGAGGAGCUGAAAAACAUGUCAGUGACAUUGGUUGAGAACAGAACUUUUUUACCUUUUUUGUAAUGAAGGGAGUGGGGGACAACUAUUUUUAUAUAUUUAUAAAUGUUGCCUUAAUUUGUUUCAGAUUUGCACUAAAUGUCCAAAACCUUGAAGGCAUCUUAAGGGUAAUUUAUCAUCAGCACAACCUUCAUACAUAUACUGGACUAAAACAUGUGAUGCUGUAUGCUGUUUACAAAUUUUAAAAUGAAGUACAAGAAAAUAAUGUUUGUUGAUUUAUAAAAGACCAUUAUUUUACUUCAGCAACAAAACUAAAGCACCAUUCUUCUCUAAAUUAUUGUAUGCUGGCUUGUUGCAUUGACAAAAGUGAAUGUUACUGUUUGUCCAUUUUAAGUAAUUGGACCCAAGAAGUUGUUAGAAAAUGUACUUAUUUCCUGUGGCUAAAAUAUUCAAAAAACUGUAUGAGACCAACUGUGCAAUAAACCUUUGAAUGUUGCAGUCAACCUUUAA